AUCUAGUACGCCAACUAUUUUGACGGUUUAACUGGUACUAUAUCUAACUAGGUAGUUGGGGACCCAAGAAAAGGAGUACUAUAUUGAAACAAAUGAAAAAUAGGGAACAUUUUUUUUUUUUUUUCUAUAAAUAGGGAAAUAGAGGCAAACACCCUGAUCAUCAACAUAUUCAGGAUUUCAUCUUAUUCUUCUUUCUAAUAUUGUUUUAUUUAUUGUGUUAGAGAAGUUCUUAAUAUUAAUUAACAACUCUAAUCCAAACUAGUAAUCUAUAUUUUAAUGGCCGCCAAUUUAAAUAAGCAUGGACUCGUUAGCUUGGGUAAAGGAUUUUUGAGCAAUAUCUGCUAUACAAGUGCUCGAAGGUCUACUAACUCAUCAAGCAUCUCUGCCAGGAGGGCAGUGCACGCAUCAGCGUAUGACAAGAAUCCGGAUGAAUAUGUGCAGUCUUUUGUGGUGCCAGAUGAAGUGAUCAAGGCACAAUCGGACAAGUACUGGACUCCUCAUCCUCAUACUGGCGUGUUUGGACCAGCCAACGAUCAUCAUAUAGCCAGCAGGGAACGCGGUUUGAGUAUCAGGCCUGAGAGUGUUGGUGUAGAUUCUGUAUUGGAACAGAAGGCCUUCUUCCGCCCACUCGAGGAUCUUGAGAAGCCAGCCUAUGUUUAACUUCCAUAAAUGUUUCAGCGUCUGUCCAAUAACUAAUUAAAUACAAGAACUAUAUUAGUAGUCAUCUGAUAUUUGAGUGCAGAGUAAGGGGCUAUUUCACUGAUAUUACAUGUUUAUUACUCCUAUUGUAUAAUAGAAAUAUGAAUAUUUUACUUCUAUCAAAGUCCUUUCUCUCUGUGUAAUUCCGGGAGGAAAGUUAUCCA
This is a messenger RNA of Capsicum annuum, 863 nucleotides long. Its product is annotated as late embryogenesis abundant protein At5g17165. The coding region runs from base 277 to 660 and encodes 127 amino acids. The transcript has 2 exons. The record is from RefSeq and is a predicted model, not a curated record. NCBI's taxonomy places the organism in Eukaryota, Viridiplantae, Streptophyta, Magnoliopsida, Solanales, Solanaceae.